AUGGCAGCCUCGGAAGCACAGAAGCAGCAGCAGCCAGUAUUGCAGCAGCAGCCACCCAUGGCCCAGCCGCAGCCUCCCAAGGAGAAUACUUCUGCCAAGCUGGCAGCAGCCUUUCACACCGCCGCCCUGGCCGCUCUUAACAAGCGUCUGCAUGCCAGCUUGACGGCCGUUAUGCAGCAGACUGCGGGGCAGGCCAAGGCGCAGCUUGAGCUGCAGGGCACUUUGAGGCAGCGCGGCGAGCAGCUACAGUCAGAGGUUGCAACACUGCAGGCUGAGCGGGUGGCCCUGGAUAAAUUGAGCCAGGAGCUGGCAGCCAGCAGCGCGCACUUGGAUAGGUGGCUGGCAGAGAAUGAACAUUUGGCAAAGGCGGCAGACGACCCCUCGCAGCUGGACCCCGAUUCUGUGAUCUCAGCCGCAGACCCACUGUCGCAGCAGGCACUGGAGGUGCAGGCGCAGGACUUGGCGCUGGAGGAUGCGUUGUAUGCUCUGGACAAGGCGUUGAAUCAAGGCACCAUCGAGGCGGAUGCAUACCUGAAACAGGUUCGCGCAGUGUGCAGGCGUCAGUUCUUUGUUCGAGUGUGUGGCAAUAAGGUGGCCGCGGCGCAGCAGGAGCAGCAGCGCAAGGCGCCCCAGACGCAGCAGCAGCUGCCUCGACCACAGCCAGAUCUGAUUGUCGACACCACCCGCUGA
Chlorella variabilis is the source of this 690-nucleotide messenger RNA. RefSeq lists its product as hypothetical. Gene Ontology annotation, cellular component: ESCRT I complex. Bases 1 to 690 code for a protein of 229 amino acids. NCBI's taxonomy places the organism in Eukaryota, Viridiplantae, Chlorophyta, Trebouxiophyceae, Chlorellales, Chlorellaceae. Gene Ontology annotation, molecular function: ubiquitin binding. The transcript has 6 exons. Gene Ontology annotation, biological process: endosome to lysosome transport. The record is from RefSeq and is a predicted model, not a curated record.